GUACUGGUACUGCUGCUUUCAGAGAAGUGAAGAAGAAAGAAGAAAGGUUAAGCCAAUUUGGAGGAAGAAUGGGUCAUCACUCUUGCUGUAACAAGCAGAAGGUGAAAAGAGGGUUAUGGUCACCUGAAGAAGACGAGAAACUCAUCAACUACAUCACCACUUAUGGCCAUGGUUGCUGGAGCUCUGUCCCUAAACUUGCAGGACUUCAGAGAUGUGGCAAAAGUUGCAGAUUAAGAUGGAUAAAUUAUCUGAGACCUGAUUUGAAACGAGGAAGCUUCUCUCCACAAGAAGCAGCUCUCAUUAUUGAACUCCAUAGCAUUCUGGGCAACAGGUGGGCUCAGAUAGCAAAGCACCUACCUGGAAGAACAGACAAUGAGGUGAAGAACUUUUGGAAUUCAAGCGUCAAGAAGAAGCUUCUUUCUCAUGAUCAUCAUCUUCUUCUUCUUCCUCCUUUGGCCACUUGUAAUGGUGCUUCUGUGGAAAGCUUCUUCCCUUUCACUCCAAACCCUAAUAAUAACAACAUGAUCUUAAUCUCUCACCAUAAUCAUCAUCCCCAAGACCAGAUGUACCUUCCCACUUCAUCAUCACCACUGAUUCAAGGUUUUCAAUUUGAUCAUGAAGCUUCUGAAGAUCUUAAGAUAGGCAAUCUCCUUCAUCUCCAGAAUCCUAAUUUGCAGGAAAUUACACCAUCCAAUGGUACUAUUCCAUCUUCUUAUAAUGAAGAUAGUACUUGGUCACUGGUAAAUCAUGAAAAUAAUCAGAUUCCCAGAAGUGAUCAUACCAAUGACCUGUUAUCCCCACAUUACAUUAUUGAUGAGAAAUUCAUGAACCCAAGUCAACCUGUUGAUCCUAGUACUGGACAGAAAUUAAUGUUUCAGAGUUCUGUCGAGGAUUAUAAUAUUGUUUGUGGCGUCCCGUAUUCAUCUUCAUCUGGUUCCCAAGAACAAGACCCUCUUGUUGCAAGAAUCAUGCAGAGCUAUCCAUCUUCUGGUUUUGGCUAUCCACAAGAUCAAAGUCAAAUGGCUGACAUGGCAGCCAAUCACAUGGAGUUCAUAGAAGCCAUCAUGUCGUCGUUGCCAUUAUUAUCAUCAUCAUCCUCCUCGUCCCCGUCCCCACUGUCAUCGAACAAUCAAAUUUUCGCAAAUACCCCUAAUCUUCCUUCAUGUUGGGAGCCAUGAAGAUCGAUAACUCUGAUCUCAAGAUGCUUCUGAGUAAAACAUUAGUUUGAUUCUUCGAACAUAACCUCAACAUGAAUUUACCUUUCCGAAGUUUUCUGCUUGUAUCACUUUAAUACUCAAGUGUAUUAUCAUUUGUUUCAACCAGUAAAAUAUUCAUUCAUCUUUGAAAGGCUGGGUUGAAGCAAAAUCAAGUGUUGAGUAUUGGAGUGAUUAAAAACUUUUGAGGUUAUGUUUGAUUGAGUCAAUUGUAAUUUUACUCGUUUGAUUUAUAUAUAUAUAUAUAUAUGUAUAAAGUAACGAUAAAAUUUAGAGAUAUGGGACUCUCAUUUUGAUGUACUUAUUUAUGAAUGCUAUAUCGUAACUUUGUCUGAUCAGUUGCUUUUUCAGUGAAUAUCACAGUCAUGCCUGCUUGUUCACUUCAGAC
This is a messenger RNA of Prosopis cineraria, 1602 nucleotides long. RefSeq names its product transcription factor MYB26-like. The record is from RefSeq and is a predicted model, not a curated record. The transcript has 3 exons. The coding region runs from base 69 to 1178 and encodes 369 amino acids. NCBI's taxonomy places the organism in Eukaryota, Viridiplantae, Streptophyta, Magnoliopsida, Fabales, Fabaceae.